Molecule: messenger RNA, 678 nt
Organism: Microsporum canis CBS 113480
Lineage: Eukaryota; Fungi; Ascomycota; Eurotiomycetes; Onygenales; Arthrodermataceae
Product: succinate dehydrogenase cytochrome b560 subunit
Exons: 5
Coding region: 1-678 (225 amino acids)
Biological process (GO): tricarboxylic acid cycle; mitochondrial electron transport, succinate to ubiquinone
Cellular component (GO): membrane
Molecular function (GO): electron transfer activity; succinate dehydrogenase activity
Source: RefSeq, a predicted model, not a curated record
AUGGCAACUUCAUCAUGGACGUUUUGGUUUGGGCUUCUUACCAUGAUGUUUUCUAACAGACUAGCACAGCAGUCGCUGAGACGACUUGCGACACAACAUCCAUCUGCGUUCAGAAACUCGGUAUCCAAGUUCGCGAGACCGGCUGCCAUUGCUACUGGAAACUAUGCUCAAUUCAGGCGCCUAGACCUGCUGUGUUUGCCGAAACCAACACACUGCCAUCGCGGUCAUUCAGCCGCAACAUCCGCUUCUGCACCAGCACCAGAUACCACUGAUCCAACCAGCAUCCUCGCAAAACAGCGUCUUAACCGCCCUGUCUCUCCACAUCUUAGCAUCUACCGACCCCAGAUAACCUGGUACCUGUCCAGUCUUAACCGUAUCACUGGUGCAAUCCUCUCCGGCAGCCUCUACAUCUUCGCCAGCGCUUAUCUCGUCUCCCCACUGCUCGGAUGGCACCUCGAAUCUGCGUCGUUGGCUGCUGCUUUCGCCGCUCUCCCAAUUGCUGCCAAGGUUGCGAUGAAAUUCACCAUGGCCCUUCCUUUCACUUUCCAUUGCUACAACGGUGUGAGGCAUCUUGUGUGGGAUAUGGGAAAGCAGUUGACCAACCAGCAGGUUAUUACAACUGGAUGGACCGUUGUUGGGUUGACCCUGACCAGCGCUCUUGCAUUGGCUCUUAUCUGA